AUGAAGCUGCUGGCCGCCGCGAUCGCCGCGAGCGAGAAUCCUCCAACGCCCAAAAAGGAUGCUCAUGCCAUGCCUUGCUUGACACAAAUGUGCACGCACAGCGCGGAAACGGCCACGCUUCAUGGUCUCGAGCACAACCAGCGCCUGGAGCUCAUUCGUCCGCAGACCCCGGUGGUACCACCGUCAACCACCCCCGCAGCAGUUUCGCCGCUGACCCGGGCUCGCGUGCGCGUUGUCCUGCACCGGGAUGCACCCACGCAUCGCAUGCUGCUCCCCCCGGCCCUGCUCCUCGCUCUCGACCUGGCUGAGAAUGAGCCCAUCUCUUGGACGGUUGCAGAGUCAGCGCCAGGUGCCUUUGCCCCCGCCACCCGCGUGGCCCUUCGAGGCCCUGCCCUGCGUGCUGCCGCCCUGCAGCGCGACCCUGCUCUGAAAUCCAGCCUCCACCAACUCCUUCUCGGUCAUGCCCUUGCCCCGGUCUGUUCAUUUCCCUCCCCUCCCCCGGCCUCUUCCCAGCGGGUUCUCCCCAUGGCCCUCGCUCUCAUGGCGCUCUCUGCUCAUGCCACACACCCAUCGGCACCCCGUCUGUCUAUGCUGCCCAUGCCCUCCCGUCGCCACCAGGGUUUGCUGGUGGAUGCUCAGGUCUGGGGCCUGCGCACCCGCCUUGAAAUAUGUGCCGUUGGCCUGGCCCGCCGCCCUAGUACCAAUGCCGGUGUCCAUGCAGGAACGUCCUCAAUCCCGCUGCACCAAGCCCUCCAUGACCUGACGCUCCAGCCGCCCGUCUCGGUGGAUAAAGCGCCUGCCCGGCCCUUCUGGGGUUUUGUGACCCCGAACACCCGACUCGAGUUUGUGGACGACAUUCCUGACCUUGCCGCCGGUGCUGGCGAUGAUGCCUUUGCCCUCGUCGGGGGCCUGGAACAGCAAAUUACCACACUCAAAGAACUCGUCAUGCUUACGCUCACAAAUCCCCAAGCCUACCACCAGCUGCACGUUCGGCCCCCCACCGGUGUCCUCAUGACAGGGCCCCCAGGCACUGGCAAAACGCUCUUGGCUCGUACCCUGGCUCGUGCCUGUGGUGUGCAUGUCGUACUGGCGGAUGUGACUGGACUCAUCUCGCGCGUUGCUGGCGAAACGGAGCAGCGCAUCACUGCUCUCUUUGACGAGGCCCGCAGCAAGGCCCCAAGUUUGGUGUUCAUUGAUGAGAUUGACGCUCUCUGCCCCAAUCGCGCCCAGGCUGCGUCGGAACUCGACCGCCGCAUCGUCACCAUGUUCCUCACGCUCAUGGAUGGGCUCUCCGCACGCACCACAUCCUGUCAGAUCCCCCUUGCCUGCCUUUCUCGGCCUCCGCGCGCGUACCAGCCUUUGACCCAUCACCCGUCCAAUUCAAGCCCACUCACCCACACACAAAAAUCCCAACUUGAUGCCCUUCCCACAAAUUGCACCGCAGCCCCCGUGGUCGUUUUGGCCGCCACCAACCGCCCCGACGCCUUGGAUCCAGCCCUGCGUCGCCCCGGCCGCUUUGACCGUGAACUUCACGUGGGUAUACCCACCGCGCCCCAACGCCAGGCCAUCCUCGAGGUUCUGCUGCAGCGAGUACCACACCAAGUCGACUCGGCCACGUUGGCCGACGUUGCUGCAAGAGCCCACGGCUACGUCGGCGCAGAUCUCACUGCCAUCAUUGCCACUGCUCGGCAAGAGGCGGUGGAGCGGCAUUUGGCCCAAGGUGAUUCAGGGAGUACUGCCCUGGCCCAAGUGUCCCUGACCAACCACGACCUGUUGCUGGGUCUGACCAAGGUACGGCCCAGCACCAUGCGUGAAAUCGCCAUCGAGGUGCCUCAAGUUCGGUGGGAAGACAUCGGGGGCCAGACCGAAACCAAGCGCCAGCUGAUUGAGGCCGUUGAAUGGCCCCUUAAGCGGCGCGAUGACUUUGCACGAUUUGGCAUCACCCCACCCCGUGGCAUCCUGCUCUAUGGACCACCCGGCUGCUCCAAAACCCUCAUGGCCAAGGCUUUGGCCACGGAGAGCGGCCUCAAUUUCAUUGCCGUCAAGGGUCCUGAACUCUUCAGCAAAUACGUGGGAGAGUCAGAACGCGCUGUUCGCGAAACCUUCCGACGAGCCCGAGCGGCUGCGCCAUGUGUCGUCUUUUUCGAUGAAAUCGACUCGCUUGGCGGCAAGCGUGGCAAGACGGGAGGUGGUGUUGGGGAUCGUGUCUUGAGUCAACUGCUGACAGAGUUGGACGGUGUCACGGCCCUCAACAAUGUCACCGUGCUGGCGGCCACCAAUCGUCCAGACCUCGUUGAUAAUGCCCUCCUGCGCCCUGGACGGUUUGACCGCCGCAUUUACGUGAGCCCUCCAGACGAGGCAGCGCGACAGCACAUUCUGGCCCGACAAUUGCAAAGCGUGCCCCAUGCCGAUAUUGACGUUGCGGCGCUGGUCGACGCGACAGCAGGUCUUUCAGGUGCCGAGGUAGCGGCGCUCAUUCGAUCAGCAUCGAUGCGUGCUUUGGUCCGCAGCGCGGACAAGAGCGCCGCCGUUGUAUCCCAGGCGGAUGUGGAAGCGGCGCUCAGCGACACAGCCCGCAGUAUCACACCUGCGAUGCUUGCUUUCUACGACGGCUAUCGCCGGCAAUACGCCGCUGUGCGGUGA
Molecule: messenger RNA, 2643 nt
Organism: Monosiga brevicollis MX1
Lineage: Eukaryota; Choanoflagellata; Craspedida; Salpingoecidae
Exons: 11
Coding region: 1-2643 (880 amino acids)
Cellular component (GO): cytoplasm
Molecular function (GO): ATP hydrolysis activity; ATP binding
Source: RefSeq, a predicted model, not a curated record